Molecule: messenger RNA, 1839 nt
Organism: Culex quinquefasciatus (southern house mosquito)
Lineage: Eukaryota; Metazoa; Arthropoda; Insecta; Diptera; Culicidae
Exons: 4
Coding region: 51-1787 (578 amino acids)
Molecular function (GO): protein dimerization activity
Source: RefSeq, a predicted model, not a curated record
CAUUGCUUGUUUACACGGACAGAAGAAAAGUGCUGCUGGGAACACUUCAAAUGGCUACGAUUCAUGCGCUGCCACUCUCGUUCCCAAAUUACGCUGGAUUCGAGAAUCUGGUCAAGCCAACGUGGGACGCAGUCGGUCUAACCGUGAAUCGACAGAAACUGACUGAGCUCGUAGAGCAUGCUGCUGAACUAGCAAGGAAGAUCAUUACGGAUGAGAUGGCUAAAAAAAUGAUCACUUUGGAGAUCGACAGCGCUUCCCGCCGCAACCGACACGUGUUCGGGAUUUACGCAACCUACUUCUCGGACAAGAAAGGUGGACCUGUGUCGCGUUGUCUGGCCGUGAAGGAAAUGGUCAAGAGCCAAACAGCUGAUCAUCUCAAGGACACGAUGCAGACAGAAGCUAUGGGAAGAUAUAAAAUGCUGUCUGGCCAGCUGUACGUGGUAAUUGCAGAUAACGGUCCCAAUAUGCAGGCAUCGAUUCGUCAACUCGGUAGCAUGCUGUUGAGGAACCCCGAUCGCGAGAACGCUGAUUCAGCCAACCAGAGUUCCAGCUCAACACUCAUGGCGGCGGAGACCCGAGCCGUAGAUGCUGUAUUGCAGACGGUGACCGAAGCUCGCCUCGAACAAAUGCUGGACAUGGAGGAUUCUGAACCGGAAGAGGAAGCUGAAGAUACAGACGUGGAUGAGUCGUGGGAAGAAGAGACAAGCGAAGAGUCGUCACCAGGAGAGUUUGAAUUUAAGGGUACACGCUGCGCAGCACACACUUCCCAGCUGGCGGUGUGGGACGUUCUGAAAAGCCACACAAAACGUAUCGAAGCAAUCAAGAGUUUGGUGAAGAAGACAAGACUUGUGAAGUACAAGCAGGCUUUCAUGGAGAACAAUACCUUUUACGCGCCAAUCUGCAAUGCCACCCGCUGGAACGCUGUCUACCUAAUGAUGAAAUCAUUAAAGGAUCAGCGGACCAACUACCGGAUUCUGGAGGAUUCCUUCAACGAGCUGUGCUUUUCGAAACACUGGAGAUUUAUUGAUUCGGCCUGUGAGGCACUUGGUCCGGUGUUUUACUUGAGUGUCGAGCUGCAACAUGAACACGUGCCAUUAUCCGAGUUCUACGCUUUGUGGAUUGCUUGCCAGGCUGAGCUGAAUAAGCUAAAGGACAACCAGAUGGCCGUAAAGCUGCACGUGGCGAUGAAUACACGUUUGAAGACCCUUACUGACACAAUGCAGUUCAAGGCGGCGAUUUACUUCGACCCAAGGUUCAAUUAUCUUGGGGCGAAUCGAUUGAAACCCAAAGAAAAGGAAGCCGUGCAGCGCUAUUUGCUGAAGCUUUAUGAUCGCAUGAACGAACUGGAGGGUGUUGAAUUGGAGGUCGUGGAAAGUACUGAGAACUGUGACUUUGUUGAGGAAUACCUCGAUGAAUUGUUCGACGGAGACGAAGAUCCUAUUCCGGCACCUGGUCCCAACAACCACAUACUCCAAAGGAUAAAGGAGCUCGAGUUCCAAAAACGCGUAUUCGUUCAGCCGCUUCUGUGCAAGAAACCGCGAUUUGACAUCAUGAAGUACUGGACGGCGAAGAAAGUCUCAAAUUCGGAAAUGUUCCGGCUGGCAAAAGUCGUCCUGAGCACCGGAUCAACGCAAGUUAAUGUAGAAAGAUGUUUCAGCGCACUAAAGCUUGUUGUUACCGACCUGCGCCAGAAGCUCUCUGACCCGCAUGUGCAGGACUUAAUGGUCCUCAAGCUCAAUCCGGAUUUAUUGCCAGCGAUUGUUCAAAUGAUGAGCGAUGAAAUGUAACUGUUGCUUCCGCUGUUUCCGUUUUAUACGAUUAUUGAUCUGUAAACAUUCU